AUGGCUGAGCCGGUGCUCUCCUGCUUCAAUUCGUCUGUGACGUUCCGCCUCUUUGUGGACUUCUCCGUGAUGUCUUUGCUGGUUGAGAUCAUCUCAGUGUUCCUUCACGUCAGGCGGCUCCUCCUCCUGUCGGGUCGGAGGAACAUGCCAGGGACGGAGAUCAAAGCCCCUCGGCCUUCUGUGGCCUACAGAGUGACCAGCUGGCUCAACCUGGGACCGUUGUUGGUGUUUGGUGUCUGCACGAUGGCUUGGAUGAGCCGCUGGCUGGCAGCUCAGAGCUCACGUGUGUCCCGCUAUGUCCUGCUGAUGGGGACAGUGGACCUGAUUCUCCUUUCCACCAUGAAGAUGGUGCUGUUCUACAGACUGCUCAGAGCGGACAUCCUCACCAGCACACCCGGCACAAGCGACUAG
Molecule: messenger RNA, 411 nt
Organism: Pungitius pungitius (ninespine stickleback)
Lineage: Eukaryota; Metazoa; Chordata; Actinopteri; Perciformes; Gasterosteidae
Product: TLC domain-containing protein 2-like
Exons: 3
Coding region: 1-411 (136 amino acids)
Source: RefSeq, a predicted model, not a curated record